AUGGGUGGCAUCUGGCAAAUUCAACACCAAGUGGAGGCAAAAGAGCUCAAAUCGAACUUCUUUCAAUUCAUAUUUGGUAGCAAUGAGGAUAAGCUAAAAGUGGAAUUAGGAGUUAAAUGGAUUUUCAAAAAUCAGUAUCUCAUCUUGACCAUCAGGGAAGAAGGGUUAAAUGAAACUCAUAGCAAGUUCAAAGAGCUGAACUUAUGGGUACAAGUCAGUAAUCUUCCUUUAAAUUGGCUUUGCACGAACGUGAGCCUUAAGAUAGGAAAUGUAUUCGAGCAUACUAGAAAUAUCUCAGUUAUAAAGACUGGGGAAGGCGGGGGGCAAAGAGGUAGCUUCCUAAGAAUUCUAGUGGUUGUUGAUGUUUCUGAGCCUCUCCCAAGAUUUGCUAGCAUGAAGCUUAACAAUACUCAAGUCUUGGCUAGGUUCCAAUAUGUAAAACUUUUGAACAUCUGUUUCUAUUGUGAGAUUAUAGACUAUCUCGAAAGAUCCUGCAAAAAGAAAGAGGAAGAUAUGUCUAAUGGUGUGUCAAAUGAGGGACAAUAUGAAGAAUAG
Striga hermonthica is the source of this 555-nucleotide messenger RNA. Lineage: Eukaryota; Viridiplantae; Streptophyta; Magnoliopsida; Lamiales; Orobanchaceae. The record is from the annotation of a GenBank genome assembly.